Lathyrus sativus (Indian pea) is the source of this 2667-nucleotide messenger RNA. The record is from the annotation of a GenBank genome assembly. NCBI's taxonomy places the organism in Eukaryota, Viridiplantae, Streptophyta, Magnoliopsida, Fabales, Fabaceae.
AUGGAAAAGAUACAUAACAUUGAUGAAUUCAAAGGCCAAACAAGAUUACCCAAUUUUGCAAUUCCAAAAAAAUAUGAACUUCACUUAACACCUAAUUUUUCAACAUGCAAAUUUUCAGGCACAGUUAAAAUCAACCUCUCCAUCAAUGAAAAAACCAAGUUUCUUGUCUUAAACUCCUUGGAACUUGCUAUUCAAACUACUAGCUUCACCAACUCUUAUGGCAAGUUUACUCCAUGUGAUGUUGUUGUGGAUGAUGAGGAUGAUUUACUUGUACUUGUGUUUGAUGAAACACUUUGUGUUGGAGAAGGUUUCUUGGUGAUUGAGUUUUCUGGUAUCCUCAAUGAACAUCUUAGAGGAUUCUACAGAUGUACUUAUGUUGAUGGAGAAGUGAAGAAAAAUAUGGCAGCAACACAGUUUGAGGCAGUAGAUGCGAGAAGGUGUUUUCCAUGCUAUGAUGAACCUGCUUUAAAGGCAACUUUCAAGGUAACACUUACUGUGCCAUCGGAGUUAACAGCGUUAUCUAAUAUGCCAGUUGAAAAUGAAAAGCUAGAUGGUGAAUUAAAGACGGUUUAUUUCGAGGAGUCUCCUCUCAUGUCAACUUAUUUGGUGGCUGUUGUUGUCGGCUUAUUUGACCAUAUUGAGGAUACAACUAGUACUGGGGUUGUGGUUGGUGUAUAUUGUCCGGUUGGAAAGAGCGAUCAGGGGAAGCUAGCAUUGGAUAUAGCUGUGAAGUCACUAGAAAUAUAUACCAAGUACUUCUCAGUGCCUUAUCCACUUCCCAAGCUGGAUCUAGUCGCAGUUCCUGAGUUUUCUGCUGGAGCCAUGGAAAAUUAUGGUUUAAUCGUAUAUAGAGAAAGUGAUCUACUUUACCAUGACUUGCACUCUCCACCUUCUAAGAAGCAAAGAAUAACAAUUGUGGCAGCGCAUGAAGUAGCUCACCAAUGGUUUGGAAAUUUGGUAACUAUGGAAUGGUGGACUCAUUUAUGGCUCAAUGAAGGUUUUGCAACUUGGAUAAGUUUCAUGGUCACCAACAUCUUAUAUCCAGACUGGAAUAUUUGGAGUCAGUUUCUUCUAGAAACUUCUAAUGGUUUACAAAUGGAUGCACUGGAAAAAUCACAUCCAAUUGAGGUAGAAAUACAUCAUGCACGUUCCGUUAUUGAAAUUUUCGAUGCUAUCAGCUAUGAGAAAGGAUCUUCUGUAAUUAGAAUGUUGCAAGGUUACCUUGGAGAUGUUACAUUUCAGAAAUCAUUAAGCACAUAUAUAACAAGAUAUCAAGCCAAAAAUGCAAGAACAGAAGAUCUAUGGAAUGUUCUUUCAGAAGUAUCCGGUGAACCGGUGAACUUAAUGAUGAACGCUUGGACAAAGAGCACCGGAUAUCCAGUUAUUCAUGUUCAAUUAACAGAUAACAUUAUGGAAUUCAAACAGUCGCGGUUCCUUUUAUCCGGUCUUCAAGUUGAAGGACAGUGGAUUGUUCCGAUUACCUUGUGUGUUGGUUCAUAUGAAAAACAGAAAAAAUAUCUUUUGGAGAGAAGCGACGGAAGGGUGGAUAUAUCCAAACUGGUUCAGUAUAUUGGUGAUGAUGUAAAUUCAAAUGAAAAGAAGCAUGAUGAGGAUAGUCAAGAAAAUCAAUGGAUCAAAGUCAAUGUUGAUCAAAGUGGUUUUUAUAGGGUGAAUUAUGAAGACAAGCUCGCAAUUCGAUUGAGGAAAGCCUUACAAAACAACUCCUUGCUUCCUACUGAUAAAUUUGGCAUUUUGGACGAUGGAAACGCGCUAUGUGAGGCUUGCGAACAGUCGCUGUUAUCUUUGCUUAUGUUAGUGGAUGCUUAUCGAAAAGAGUUAGAUUAUGUUAUUGUAUCGAGACUGAUUGAAGUUUGUUAUGAUGUUCUGAAUAUCGCCAUUGAUGCCAUUCCAGGCUCGGUGAAUGAAUUGAAGCAAUAUUUUAUCAACCUUCUCAUGUAUUCUGCAGAACGGUUAGGAUGGGAUUCUAUAUCUGGAGAAGACCAUUCUAAUUCACUUUUGAGGGGAGAAGUUAUUAAGGCCUUGGCUACCUUUGAUCACGAUAAAACUCAACAAGAAGCACUACACCGUUUUCAGAUUUUGUUGAACGACAGAAACACUUCUCUGCUUUCAGCCAACACCAGAAAGGCUGCUUAUGUAGCUGUGAUGAGGAGUACUGCUGGUGAAAGCAGGACUGCAUUCGAGUCCCUAUGGAGUUUCUAUAAAAGCAAUGAUGUUUUGCAAGAAAGAGACGAUAUAUUGCGUUGUAUUGCAUCAAGUGCAGACCCAAAUGUCGUUCUAGAGGCUCUAAAUCUUUUGUUGUCUAAUGAGAUUCCAGAUCAAGAUAUCAUAUAUGUACUAGGAGGAAUAAGCUUAGAAGGCAGUGGAAUUGCAGUAAGAUGGUUGAAGGAUAAUUGGGAAAGAAUCUUGGUUAAAUAUGGUUCUGGACUCUUGCUUACCAACUUUAUAAGCCAGAUAGUUUCGUUGGUUAACAGCAAUGAGGAAGCAGAUGAGAUAGAAGCAUUUUUCGGCAGCCGUAUGAAUCCUUCCAUCACUCUGAACUUGAACUUAAGCAUUGAGAAGAUCCGUAUCAAAGCAAGGUGGAUUGAGAGUGUAAAGAAAGAGCACUCUCUGCCAGACUUAGUCAAACAACUGAGUGUAAGGAAUUGA